AUGAGAACAAUUGAAUAUUUAGAUCACUUAAAGGUUUCAUUCCCAGAGUUGACUGAUCAAGUCGUAUUAUUAAGAGAUUACUAUAAUAACAAAUUAUGGCAUCAACUUACAGAACAAAUCAAAGUAUUAAUACAAUCACCACAAUUGUUGGCAAAGAAGGAAUUGGUCAAUCUCUAUGAAAUCUUUAUCAAAGACUUUGAAACUAGAAUGAAACCACUUAGUUUGGUUGAAAUUUGUAUUGUUAUUGCUCAACAAUUAGACAAUGAUGGAGCAAGAAAGUUUAUUGAACAAAUCUCACAAAAGGUUAAAAAGGAUAAAUCAGGUUACAUUUUAGCACUUGCUUUUAUCGCAUCGAUUCAUUUGAACUCACAAAACCAACAAGAAUGUAAAACUACCAUUGAAACUGCUAGAGAUGAAUUAAAGGGUGUAACUGGUUUGGAACCAAUUGUUUACUCUUCAUUUUAUAAAAUCUGUACUGAAUAUCAUAGACUUAAAAAUCAAGCAAGUGAAUUUUAUCAAAAUGCUUUAUUAUAUCUUUCAUAUUGUAAAUUGGAUACCAUGUCUGUUGACAAGCAAACUGCACUUGCCUUUGAUUUGGGUAUUGCUGCUUUAAUUGGUGAAGUUUAUAGUUUUGGUGAUUUGAUUACACAUCCAAUUCUUAAAUCAUUAGAAUCAACUCAAUCAGCAUGGUUAAUUCAAUUAUUAAAAGCAUUCAAUGUUGGAGAUAUUACUCAAUUUGAAAAUUUAACCAAUCAACAUCGUGAUUCCAUUGCAAAAAUUGAUGCAAUUGUUAAUAAUAAACAAAAAUUAUUACAAAAGAUUUCAAUCUUGUCAUUAUUGGAUCUUGCAUUUAGAACACCAUCGGAACAUCGUACUAUUGCAUUCAAAACCAUUGCACAAACUACCAAACUUCCAUUGGACGAUAUCGAACAUUUGUUGAUGAAGGCUCUUUCAUUGGGUCUCAUCAAGGGACACAUUGACCAAAUCGAUCAAACCGUUGCCAUUGCUUGGGUACAACCAAGAAUCCUAGAUCUCAACCAAAUUGCAACCAUGAAGGGUAAAAUCCUUGAUUGGACUUCAAAGGCUCAAACAUCUCUUAAUACUAUUGAAACUGAAACUGUUGAUUUAGUUGUCUAA
Messenger RNA from Cavenderia fasciculata, 1137 nucleotides. It is a transcript of the gene psmD13, whose product is annotated as 26S proteasome non-ATPase regulatory subunit 13. The record is from RefSeq and is a predicted model, not a curated record. Gene Ontology annotation, biological process: ubiquitin-dependent protein catabolic process. Gene Ontology annotation, molecular function: structural molecule activity. Bases 1 to 1137 code for a protein of 378 amino acids. Gene Ontology annotation, cellular component: cytosol; proteasome regulatory particle, lid subcomplex; nucleus. Lineage: Eukaryota; Evosea; Eumycetozoa; Acytosteliales; Cavenderiaceae. The transcript has 6 exons.